Messenger RNA from Pungitius pungitius (ninespine stickleback), 4155 nucleotides. It is a transcript of the gene ppp1r26, whose product is annotated as protein phosphatase 1, regulatory subunit 26. Bases 278 to 3649 code for a protein of 1123 amino acids. The transcript has 5 exons. Gene Ontology annotation, molecular function: protein phosphatase inhibitor activity. Gene Ontology annotation, biological process: negative regulation of phosphatase activity. The record is from RefSeq and is a predicted model, not a curated record. Lineage: Eukaryota; Metazoa; Chordata; Actinopteri; Perciformes; Gasterosteidae.
CCGGCUGGGCCGCAGGGGUUGGACUUUGGGUUUGAGGAAGCCCGCCGGCCCGCCCGGCGUCGGGGAGCGGCAGAGAGAGAGGGGGGAAACUCGUCGGGCUGCAGGACACCGACGCUGCCUCCUCCGCGACGGCUCCCCUCGCGGUCCCGAUUCACCGCCGCCACCGGCGCGCUCUCACCUCCGCGGAGCUGCUUUUCGUGUCAUAUUUCAGGAUCGAACAAUGUGAUCGGAGGCAGCUGCACUCCAACGGUCCAGGACCUCACCUCCCUUCAUUAGAAUGUACUUGAUGAAUGUACCUCCUGUGGCAACUACGCAAACCAAAUGGAGAACAUGUGGCCCACCUGGAGGCUAUAGCCUUCCAAUCUGCUUCAAUGACUCUGACACCGAGUUGUCCACCAGAGGCACACCUAUCUCAGAUAAGGUCCAAAUGAUCAUAGAGAGCCUUAGGAGCACCCAGUCCUCACUCGAGAUGGGCGACGAGAUGGAGGAAAAUGUGCCACCAGGGCGUGAAGGUCAUCCCCAAGUCUGCAAGGUCGCGGGGGCUUCUUACGUGGGCCCCAAUUCCAAAACCAAAGGUUCCACAGAAAACCAAGUCUCAGAUUUUACUGCCCCUAUCGACCACGCCAGCAGCGACUCUGACAGCGAUGAUUCCGUGGACAGAGGUAUUGAGGAGGCCAUAUUGGAAUACCUGAAGGAAAAGGAUGGUCACAAACGCAAGGCGGAACCAUGCUUGGCCUAUCUCCAAUCAUCUAAAAUGUCCAGGAAAAGCCCAUCCGCUGUUGAGGACUCCAAGCAGUUCUCGGACAGCGAUGCGUUUUUGGUUGCCAGUAGCCAGCUUCCGAAAAGUAUUGGAGCUGAUACUUCACCAGCAUCAGCUGUUGUACCUAUGAAGAAGUAUAUCAAAAACAGGGCCGUCCUAAAUGAAAACGCACUUGAGAAAUUGGAUUCGAGUACAAGCACGACUAACAAACGUUUAGCCUCGGCCAAGGAGGCAACGAGUCACCUCUCUCAAACAUUCGGCCUCUUCUGCAAAGCAAAGUGCCCAGUCACGGCAGACGAAGAGUCAAAUGAUUCCAGUAGUGAUGACGGCAUCGAGGAAGCCAUUCAGAGGUACCAGCUGGAGAAAAAAGCGCAGCAGCACAUAACGGAAACCUUCGAUCCCCGCGCGUUCCAAGAGGACUCCGACUCCACCAGCGACGACGGGAUCGAGGAGGCCAUUCGCUCCUACCAGCUCGAGCAACUCACGGAGAAGAGUGUCCUGAAGCCGUUCGUACACAAGCCACAGCCAUUUGCUACGUCGUUGAUACGUGCUGUUGCAAGCACGCGCACGGAAAGCAUCAAGAAACACAAACUGAGAAAGAAAAAGACCAGAGCAGAGAGGGAAGCCAGAUCGGUUCAACCUCCACCGGUUUUUAUACCCAAGAGCACCAUUUCAGAAGGGAACAGAUUGCUUUUGUUUAAAGGGGACGGCUUCGAGGAGCACUCGCCCCUCGCCCCUCCGAAGGCUACCACAACUGCGGAGCUCCUGUGUGCCGAGGCGAUACUGGACAUUUCAAAAACGGUCAUGCCCGAGGUCUUCCACCAUAGCGUCGGCCUGAGCAGUUGCACCCCUACCGAAUCCUCCUUGCAAUCUUCACCCCCGGAACACUGCCCGGAUGAAGAAAGUGAUGCCACUUCCAUUGAUAGCGAAGAUGGGAUAGAGCUAGAAAUCAGGAAAUUCCUCGAGCAGAAGGCCCAGAUGCACAAACAGCUGCCCAGAGCUGCGCCUCAAGAGCCUCGGCCUGUACGUCAACCGGAGAGAGCGAAAGCCGCGGUCCAAAAGAGACCUUCAAGACGAAAACACAAAGAGGAAAACUGCAGUGUUUCCAUCACGUCAGGGAUGGGGAACAGUGUCAGAGAAGCGUCCCCCAAACCGUCACCCGAGCACAGACAGGAAUUCAUCCCACUGUUGUUCACCCAGGGCAGUCAAACCCACUCAGCAGCUCGACGGUUCAAGGCGGAGCAAGGCGGUGGGGACAAAAGCAGCUCACUUGACAGCGAUGAGGACUUGGACACCGCCAUCAAAGACCUGCUCAAAACAAAAAAGAAGUCAAAGAAAAAAACAAGAGACCUGAAGCGAAAAUCAAGGAUGGGUCCCAAGGGCGAAGAGCCACAGGUGGGAAAUCCUUCCAAAAAGUUAAAAGCGACGCCCAUUUCCAAUCGCAAAAAAUUAGAAAAGAGUAAGAUUGACAUGAAAGACAAGACCGUGUUGAGUAAAAAGCGCAUUUUACAACAUCAAGGCCCCAAUCAGAGUAAAGAGCUUGAUGAACUACAUGAAAGGGAACCUGCAGUGGGGGGUCGAGACGCCCCGUCGCCACACAACACUCCGGCUCUUGAGACGAAGCAAGACAGCAGCAGCUCAGAAGACAGCGACGAUAGCAUCGAGGAAGAGAUCCAAAGGUUCCUCGCCGAAAAGGCCAAAGGCUCCACCGCGGAGAAAGGUAGAGACGCGUCGAGGAACGGAACCGCCCCGGUUCCUACAGCACUUCUGGAUGAAGACAUCAAGCAGGAAAAUCAGCAGGCUGAGAUUCCUCCCUCAGGACAAUCUCCCGCGAGGAGCCGUCUUCUCCCGACUGCGCUCGGCUCUCCGCCGGAGGUCGCCGCCUCCUCCCAGACCUGCAGCCCCAGUCUCUUGGAACCGGCGGGCUGGGUCGCUCGGCGCGAGCAGUGGAGGCCGAGCUCCGGGCGAGGGGACGGCCAGGGCGCCGCCCCCGAGGUCGAGAGGGUCCGGCCGUGCGCGAGUCCCAACGUGGCGGAGGCGAUCAAGUGGCGCCACAGCCUCGGGCUCCCGGGGCUCCCCCCCGCCGCCGCCGCUGACGCCAGGACUGCCAGUCGAACGCCGUUCCAUAUCACUUCCGCAAAACUCCGCGAGACUGCUCCAGCGGCGCAACACAGCGGGGGGCUCAGAUCACAGGCACCGGUGAGCGCUUGGACCGCCGCGAAGACCAGCAGGGCGCCUUUCCCCUGCUCUGCAGGGACCAACGUACAUGCCAAGAUCAGGGCCCCUGUCUUGGAUCGACUGUCCAGUGCCAGGCAGCAUCCGAGGACGCCCUUUGCAAGUGGCGUCGCGCCGGGCCACGGUUUACAGCGCCCCGUGGAAGGGGAGAGGGAGAGCAUGGUGCACAUGUCUAAGGACGAGAGUGUGUUUGUCGAACUGGAGUCCAACAGGACCAACCACGUCCAGGUUCGAGGCAGGGAGAGGGUCGAGGGAAAGGAGAGGCCGAGCGCGCCGAGUGAGAUAAAGAGAGAAAAAGAGGAGAGCGUGGAGAUAGACGUUACACCGGCGCACCUAGAGAGAACAGACGAGUUCGUAGAUGAGGCAGAAUGCGAGUCAGGCAGCAGGAGCGGUCACGAGAAGAAGCAGGGCUUUCCCACGUUGUCCUUGUCCAGUGCUAUUGACCCGGGCUUCACCUUCAGACCUUGCAUAGCUCUUACCACAGAGGAGAGAAGCAGGAUGUACAGCAGGAGUUACCAGGCUGAGAGAUACAAGAAGGUGGUUCCUUCUCCGGUGAAGAGCAAGGCUUUGCAACACGUCAAAAGAAGGCUUCAGUUCAUCCCAGUGAGCAGGAAAAAUGAAGCUGGUGCACCACCCUGCACCAUAACCAAAUAAAACGUAAUUCUGAAUUUGAAAUAGGUAUGCAGAUGAUGUUGGAUAUUCCAGUGUUUAGGUUGUUGGCUAUUUUAAUGUAUUUUAAGUUUUCACUUCAUCAAAGAGCAGAUGUUUGUUUAUGUUGGCUUAGCGCUUAGAUUUGAUGUUGCCUAUUUUUGUUCUACUUUAAUUCUUUCAUUUUUAAAUGGCUCUUUUGAGCUGCAUUUUGUAAUGUUGCAGGUUCGAUAUUAAAGUGUUUGUUUAACAUAUCUUAAAUUAAAGUUUGCUUGUUAAUAUAGCAAAUAAAGGGCUUUUAUUAGUUGCAACAAAAAUAUUCAGAUUUCACGUGUUUAUGUUGCUACUGAGUGAACGGGUAUUUGUCAGCUGCUAUUUUAGAAAUAUCAUUGGUGUGUUAUGAACCACAUGGAUACCAAUAAUUAUUUACUCCAGCUUUUCUUUUCGGCGGAAUGUUGUUGUGUGUGUAUGUUCUUUCAAUCUUUUUAUACACUACGCAUGUCACGAAAACG